UUAUUUUUUCGCUCAGUCUCUGGUGUGCUUUUAUUUGAUGUAGGAACAGACUGGUGACUAAUGAUCUUACUGAAAUCCCCUAUAUUGAAGAGAUUAACUUUACACAUCUGUGAUACCAGAUACACACAGUGGAAAGUGUCUGUAUUUUUAAAUAAAUUGUGUGUGAUCGUGACUUCACACAAUUUAUUUUACACUAUCAUUUCAGAGCUCCCAGGGUGUGUUAAAAUCCUGUGGGGUUUUGACUGGGGAUCAGAAGUCUGUUCGGAGACCAGCACUAUAUAAGUCUAGCAGGACAUCAAGCAGAUGGCUGAAAGAUUACAGUGAAACGUCAGGUGGGACAAACUCUAAGCAUCAGCACAAAGAUACAGCAGUUUGAAGAAGACAACAUUCAAGGAUAACCACUGCAGCAGCAAUGCAUCUAAAAUAAUUCGCAACUGAGAAGAAUUUCAAUAAUCACUUUACGGCUGACUCCGGCACCAUUUUUGGCACUAGCAAAAUGGCUUGGCUCCACACACUGGCAUUAGCACUGUCUCUUCUCCAGCAAGCUGUCACGUCCCAUGACUCUAACUCAACAACACAACCCUUAAGCCACAACAACCUGAGCAACCAGGCACUUGAUGAGCUUCUGAAAUCUCUACGCACAUCACAUCACACAGGACUGAUUGUGGAAAGAGUGGACAACAGAUUGUCUAAAGAUUUGCUUUUACCCCUUUUGCCCAACUUUAGCAUAAACGAGGGCUCUGGGGAGGGAAGUGGACUUCAGCAAAGCCUUGAGAUUAUAAUGCCCUCUACUGGUCCACUGGAAAUGGACAUGUUAAUUCCAGACAGACCAGAGAAACAAGAUUUAGAGAAGCAAGAAUCAGGUGCUCACCCUUCUCUUCCAGUUGCAGAAAAACUAACUCAACAUAUUGAUCAUGAGGAGGAGGAUAUAAUUUUAGAAGGAAAUAACAGUGCUCCUGAUCAAGCUACGUCUACAGUGACUACACACACCUACAUAAAUAACAAUGAGAGAAUGGACAAAGACCAAGCAUUGUUGACAACCACCAAACCAACAACAGGAACAAAUACUACAACGAACUUUACUGCUAAUUUAGAUUUGCAGACAUAUGAUACUGAAGUACAGAGGAACAAUAAUGAAGAUAUGAAGACUUUGCAGGAUACAAAGUAUGUUGCAUCCACACAGAAUUUACAGAGCUCUAUAACAAAGCCUGAAACCUCAGGAAACAAUGGCACUGUUGUGAUGCAGCCUGACACCAUCCAAGAGCCCCCUCAGAAUCUCUUAGUGGGAAAGGAACGUUAUGUCACCAACCACCCGCCUGCUGCCACACCCACAUUACAGGCUGGUAAGGACACGCAUGAGGAGACUACAUCUGGUUUACCUGUGGGGUCAUCAUCUACAGCUUCAUCUCUUUUGCAGACAAGAAACAUAGCCGCAGAUAAAGAUGACCCCAAAAACAAAGAUGUUGAAAAAUGGUUUAGAAGUUUGUUUGGAUUGCUAUCAGAAAAAGACUUGUCUGGAUACAUAGGCACAUGCAUACUAGGCCCAUGUGUAGUCUCCACCAGUGGGAAUGUGACCCGGCUACAGUGGGAGGACUUGAAACGGACAUUAUCCUUUGCUUGGGAGCUCCAUGUGUUUGGUUCAGCUGUGCUAUUUCUGUUGAUGGCGGUUGCUGCAACUUUCGGAUUGAUCGGCGGAUUUAAAAUGCUCCAUCCCUUUCGCCAGGCCUUUACCCUUGCAAAUGCUCUUCUACUGCUAGCUGGUUUUCUUCGAUUUGCCCAGCUCAUAAUUGACCCAUACGGUACCAGAAACAUUCUGCCUAGACCUACCCUCACUGCUUUGUAUAACCUACCUGUUCCGUUAUUGCUCUGGGCCCAGGCCACGUUGGCUCUUCUUGCUCAGAGAGAAGAAACAUCUUCUCAUCGACUCUCGGCGACUGGGGGACUGGCAGCACUUCACUGUACCUCGCUCCUGUUUGCUGACCUGCUAACCAAAACUUUGUCUCCAACAUUGCCGUUAAUGCUCCAGACGCUUACUGUCUGCUGGGGGCUACCACUUUGUUUAGGAAUUUUCUUCCAGUCUCUAAAGAAACUCUGCACUUCCCAAAGGACCCCAUUUCCAGGGUGGAGUGCCCCCAAGCGCUUAGAAAACAGCGUUAGGCGUGUACUGUUGCUAUGCACUAUCCUCGGAGUCCUCUCCUGUGUUCUGCAAACCUACAGUUUCCUCUGGCUGUAUGGGUUACUUGGUGAUUGGCGCAGAUUUGGAUGGGGCUGGUGGCUCGGGCAACUCUCAGCACGACUGUUUGAGUUGGCCUGGAGCUUUUCUCUUCUACUGCUGGGAUCUCGAGUGUUCUGGAAACCACAAGCAAGUAAGCAGACAGUUAAGAGAACGAAGAAGGGGAAAAGGGGGUCAAGUUGGAACAGGCUGUUGGACAGGUUACCAAUGGGGCCUUGGAGGAGACCAGAUAGAAGCUGGGCUAAACUGUUGCCAAAUAACUGGAAAGGUCGUAAGCAGUUUAGUGCAAAUGUCAGCCAGUCAGCGAUCCAAAACCCUGCAACUCCAACAACCUCAGUCAUGUCUGGGUAUGACAAUUCUGAAGUUAUUGGCGGAGGAGUCAUGUACAGCAGCAGUUACCACUAUCAUGCCUCUCCACUGUGGACAAAUGGUAUAGAAUGGCAAGACCAUGAGUGCUUUCUCUCACUUAUUGAAUUUGACCUUCACCCUCCUUCUCCUGUCAACCUUCAUCACAGCAUUGAUAGUGCCCUCCAUCAUGCUCACUUGCUUGGUGUAGGUACUAUUUUCACACCUUCAACAGCCACCUGGACUCAGAACGAGCGGUUAGGUGGACCACGUUGCAAUGAUGUUGACUCACCCACCGCCACAGCUAACAAAGCCUAUAGGUGGGCUUUAGAUGCUGGCUCAAGUCCUAAUUCUCCAGAGCAUCUUGGGACUACAUUACAGCAGGCUCAAGUGUCUGUGAUUGAACCCGUGGCUUCUUUUACUCCAGAGACCAUUAGAAAAGUGUGGGAGAGAGAUACAGCCAUCCCGAGGGUCACUGUAGAUGACUGCACCAGCAUAGCAAGUGGAGAUGACAUCACUAGUCUUUGAGCUACUAACAAGUUUAGCACUUUAGCACUUUCCACCUGCAAAAUAGCAGAAUUUUAAACAGACACUGGAAUCUAUCUAUUUAAGUAAUUUGAUACCUAUAUUUUUAUUAACUAGAUUGUAAUGGAUAAGGUAAAAAGGAGGGGGUUUUCCUUUUUUUAGACCCCAGUUAAAAAUAAAGACAUUUUGCUCAUUGUCAUGGCAUUAGUCAUACAUCAAGAACUAACCAAAACCUUUUAAGACUAAAAGUACCUCCUAACUUGCCGAUUUAGAAAAAAAUUCUUAUCUCUUAUGUCCAAAAAUAACGUCCAUAUUUACUCCCAGGGCCAUUUAUAUCAAAGUUUAUAUUUAGCCACAUCAUGUUGGUGUUUUGUAACAUCCAAUUUUUAUGAAGUGGGUUGUUAGCCUGAUGCUCAACCACCAACCUGGAGGACUAGAACAUACACACAUACACUACGGACAAUUUAGCUUACCCAAUUCACCUAUAGAGCAUG
Molecule: messenger RNA, 3597 nt
Organism: Danio rerio (zebrafish)
Lineage: Eukaryota; Metazoa; Chordata; Actinopteri; Cypriniformes; Danionidae
Source: RefSeq, a predicted model, not a curated record